CCCAGAAUAAAUUCCCUGGCUCUAGUAAAUCUGCCUUGGUUUUGGUUUCCAUGCCACUGUGUAGUGGAUGUUCUUUAGCUGGCUUGUUCAGCAGUCAGGGGAAUGUGGAUUUGAUCUUCCUACCCAUAAUAUACUAAUGUGCCUUCAUCAGCUCCUGCAUAAUCCUGUUUUUUUUUCAACAGGGAGGUGAAAGACCAUCUGAAUUAUGAGCACAGAGUAUUUAAUAGUGAUGAAUUUAUGAAAACGAGAGCUCCAGGCGAUCAGCCCUUUUAUAGAAAGGUUCUGGAAACCUACAUGUUUCAUUCAUUCCUUAAAGCCCGCCUUAACAGAAAAAUGGAUGCUUUUGCUCACCUAGAGCUCAGUACUGAAAGGGAAGAAGACAGAUUAGGUUCCAUGCUCGAUAGCCCAAGGAGACCGACCAUGGAAAAAAUGGGUUCAAAAAGGUUUCGUCCUGAAUACAUGAUCAGCAAACGGAUGGGAAUGAGUCUGCCCAAUCUGCAGGACAUCAAGCCGAAGGAUUACCCUGCUAGGAAUUCAUCUCUCCGGAGAAUAAACACUAAGCUUGCCGCAAGAUUGGUUUCUAAAUCCGUGAGCACUUUCAAGAUCCCAGAGAUCCACUUCCCUCUUGUGGGCCAGUGUGUCCUUUCCUACUAUAUUGAUUUCAUCAGCCAUCUCAGCAGAGCUAUAAAUAUUUUGCCCCCCGAGAACUCUGCGCUGCUGGCCAGGUAUUUCUACCUCCGGGGGCUUAUCGGUUUGAUGCAAGGAAAGCUUCUGAAUGCCCUUUCGGAUUUCCAAAACCUGUACAAGACGGAUGUAGGGAUAUUCCCGGCCGAUCUCGUGAGGAAGGUGGUGGAAACGCUUCCUCCUUCGGACCGGUCCCAGGCGGAGCAGAAGCCCGAGCUGAAGAGGCUGAUCAGUCAGGUGCUGGAUAAGCAGAGGGAAAUCGUCAAAGUGGACGAUCACGUGAAGAACUUCGAGUUGCCAAAAACUCACAUGCAGCUGGAUGACUUUGUGAAACGGAUCCAGGAAUCUGGGAUUGUCAAAGAUAUCGACACGAUACACCGGCUGUUUGACGCGUUAACUGUAGGCCACCAGAAACAAAUAGACCCAGAAACCUUUAAAGACUUUUACAACUACUGGAAGGAGACAGAAUCGGAGGCGCAAGAUGUAAACCUGCCACCCACCGUGAUCGCACGCCUGGACAAAAACGAAUGCGUCUACAAGUUGUCAGCCUCGGUUAAAACGAACAAAGGCGUUGGGAAAAUAGCCAUGACUCAGAAGCGCUUGUUUCUCUUGACUGAAGGAGGCCAGCCUGGCUAUGAAGAGAUUGCUACUUUCCGGGACAUAGAGGAAGUGAAGAGCACCACAGUUGCCUUUCUUCUCCUCAGGAUUCCUACGCUGAAGAUAAAAGUCAUGUCCAGAAAGGAAGUAUUUGAAGCAAAUCUGAAGUCAGAGUGCGACCUUUGGCACUUGAUGGUGAAAGAGAUGUGGGCUGGGAAGAAAAUGGCGGAUGAUCACAAGGAUCCUCAGUACAUUCAGCAAGCCCUUACCAAUGUUCUUCUGAUGGACGCUGUCGUGGGUGCCUUGCAGUCUUCCAAGAUCAUAUAUGCUGCUUCCAAACUGUCUUAUUUUGACAAGAUGAGGAAUGAAGUGCCCAUGAUGGUCCCCAAAACAACAGCAGAAACACUGAAGCACAAGAUCAAUCCAUCCUCAGGUGAAACUUUCCCGCAGUCGGUGGAGUUCUUGCUUUAUACACCAGGACAACUUGAUACAGUGGAAAAGCACGGAGAUGCCCACCCCAAGCUGUGGUGUGCUUUGGAUGAGGGGAAGGUGGCCGUCUUCGAUGCAUCUACGUGGUCCAAACAGCACUGUUUUAAAGUGGGAAGCUCUAAACUGAAAUGCAUGGUGAUGGCAGAGCAGAGCCAAGUCUGGAUUGGUUCCCAAGACUCCAUCAUCUAUAUAAUCAACACCCACAGCAUGUCUUGCAACAAGCAACUGAAUGACCAUCGCUGCGAAGUCAAGGACAUCAUUGUGCAGGCCAGAGGCAGCUUGUCCAGACCCAGAGUGUCUUCUCUUGUGCUUCCCUCCCACAAUGAAAGAGAGGCAUAUUCAUGCAGCAUCGACGGGACGGUGAUCGCCUGGAACGUCAGCACCUUGAAAGUCAACCACCGGUUUCAGCUGCCCUGCGAGACUCUGACGUCCAUCAAAUUCCACAACAACCGACUUUGGUGCUGUGUCGGAAGCUGUAUUCUCGCUGUCACGACAACCGGCGUUGUUCGGCAGAAGGUAAAAACGGAAGAGCUUGUGAGAGAUCCCCCGCUGUCCUUGCUGACUUUCCAGUUGUGUCCUGAGAGGGAUCAACUGUGGGCAUCGUGCUCAGGGAGUCCUGACCUAUACGUCUGGAAUCUGGCAGAUCUCUCUACCCCUGCUCAAAAGAUAAGCCUGCAAGACUGUGUCGAGAUCACCUGUAUGAUGAGAGUGAAAAAUCAGAUGUGGGUUGGCGGCAGAGGACUCUCUCAAGGCAAAAUCAAAGGAAAGAUCUUUGUGGUUGACGCCGAAAAGAAGACGGUGGAAAAAGAACUGGUCGGGCACAUUAACACCGUGAAGGCCCUGUGCUCUGCUGAGGACAGAUAUGUUCUCAGCGGCUCUGGGAAGGAAGAAGGAAAAGUUGCUAUCUGGAAGGUCGAAUAGGCUUGAAUGCUUUCGGUUUUAAAACCUGGAUAUGGGAAGGGGAUUCUGUUCACUUCAGUUCUGCACGAGUUAUAUUCUUCAGUGUUUUUAACUUAUUAGAACGACAUUCAGUGUAAUCAAGUUACUGUAAUAUGAAGCAGUGGAAGGGAAAUCACUACUUACACAUAGUUUCGAUGACCCAGAACAAGGGCCGUGAAAAUAUGUCACUGGGUAAUUCAUAAUAUCAGAUUUUUGUUUUGCUUGAAGUUAUUUGCAGAGGUACCAGUAAACUUUUGCAAGGCUGAACCAAUAAGUUCGCUGG
This is a messenger RNA of Sphaerodactylus townsendi, 2992 nucleotides long. It is a transcript of the gene DENND3, whose product is annotated as DENN domain containing 3. The coding region runs from base 238 to 2691 and encodes 817 amino acids. The record is from RefSeq and is a predicted model, not a curated record. The transcript has 14 exons. NCBI's taxonomy places the organism in Eukaryota, Metazoa, Chordata, Lepidosauria, Squamata, Sphaerodactylidae. Gene Ontology annotation, biological process: regulation of Rab protein signal transduction. Gene Ontology annotation, cellular component: cytoplasmic vesicle. Gene Ontology annotation, molecular function: protein binding.